This is a messenger RNA of Penicillium odoratum, 1428 nucleotides long. RefSeq names its product VOC family protein. Bases 1 to 1428 code for a protein of 475 amino acids. The transcript has a single exon. NCBI's taxonomy places the organism in Eukaryota, Fungi, Ascomycota, Eurotiomycetes, Eurotiales, Aspergillaceae. Gene Ontology annotation, molecular function: oxidoreductase activity. The record is from RefSeq and is a predicted model, not a curated record.
AUGACUGAGCAAUGGGACCAAGAUGCGCUACGUGCGCGAUUCUGUCACGCCCUCUCUGAAAUGUACAAGAGCGAAGUACCUUUAUAUGGGAACCUUAUCGAUGUGGUCUGGGAAGCAGAUGCAAAAGCUAUUCAAUCCAGUCAAAGUUCAGAGAGCAAACAUGUCAUCGAUCCCGAUGAUAUCCUGCCUUCACGCCACCGUGUAGAGAGACACGGUGCUAUCCGACUAGGGACAUCACAAGAGCUGAGCACAAUCCGACGCAUGUUCGCCGUCAUGGGAAUGUACCCAGUGGGAUAUUACGACUUGAGUCUCGCUGGCUUUCCUAUGCAUGCCACCGCAUUCCGACCAAAGACACACGAUGCUCUCGCAGAGCACCCAUUCCGCGUUUUCACAACAGUUUUGAGGAUGGAUCUCUUGACAGAACGAACACGAGAACUGGCACAGCAGGCGCUGAAGAGGAGAAAUAUCUUCACGCCAAGGCUUCUAUCACUCCUGGAGCUUGUGGAUGCAAAGGGAUCUUUAUCUUCAGCGGAGUGUUCUGAGUUUAUCGCAAAUGGGCUUGAGACUUUCCGGUGGCAUUCUAAGGCAACUGUUUCCCUAGAGGAAUAUCAGAUGCUUAAAGCCGAGCAUCCACUUAUCGCCGAUGUUGUCUCUUUCCCCAGCUCUCAUAUCAAUCACUUGACUCCUCGGACUAUCGACAUUGAUCUCGUGCAGCAACUCAUGGUCGAUCGCGGAAUGCCCGCUAAAGAACGGAUCGAAGGUCCUCCAAAGCGAGAAUGUCCGAUUCUUCUCCGGCAGACAAGUUUCAAAGCUCUGGAAGAAACAGUCUACUUUCGAGAUACAUCGGACUAUGUGAAAGGGUCUCACACUGCUCGAUUUGGCGAAGUAGAGCAACGUGGCUAUGCGUUAACUCGAAAGGGACGCCAACUCUACGACCAAAUCCUAGACCGAGUUAAUGCCGAAGCAGCGAAGAAUCAGAUCAAAGGCAACGACUACGAACUGCUUUUAGAGGAUCGCUUCAAGGAGUUCCCGGAUACCUUGCCGGCAUUGCGUGAGCAGAAUCUGGCAUACUUUUGUUAUCGCUUAACGCCGAUGGGCGAGAAACUAUCGGAAGAUAGCGACGAUGUUUCCAAAUUAGGAAACUCCUCGGUAUCACUUCAAGAGCUUCUAGACAAUGGUGUUUUGAGUUAUGAGCCUAUCACAUACGAAGACUUUUUGCCCUUGUCUGCAGGAGGUAUUUUCAACUCCAAUCUCGGCAACGUCUCUCAGUCCAAGCAACUUAUAAUGAGUGCUGAACCGGAUCUGGAUGGUUUCCAGCGCUCCUUGGGAUGCUUGAUAUCGGAUGAGUUUCAUCUAUACGCCGAAAUGCAGGCAAACUCUUUGGAGUAUUGCAGGGGGGAGCUUGGAUUGCGGGCAAUACAACUGUAA